Molecule: messenger RNA, 926 nt
Organism: Erythranthe guttata (spotted monkey flower)
Lineage: Eukaryota; Viridiplantae; Streptophyta; Magnoliopsida; Lamiales; Phrymaceae
Source: RefSeq, a predicted model, not a curated record
UUCCUACUAUUCUUCUUUCUAACAAGAGAGAGAGAGAGAGAGAGAAUCUUGGUCAAAAGUCAUGGGAUCAGAAUCCUCAGCACAAUACAUCCACAUGGUACAACAUCUAAUAGAAGAGUGCAUAGUUUUCAACAUGAGCAAAGAGGAAUGCAUGGAGGCACUCUCUAAACAUGCAAACAUCACCCCAGUUAUUACCUCUACAGUGUGGAAGGAGCUGGAGAAGGAGAACAAGGAGUUUUUCGAGAGCUACACGAAGAAAAGAGAGGAAAAAUCAUCGUCGGAUCAAGAAACAGAGACAAGUCAAAGAAUCCAAAACAUACUUUUGGAUUCUUCUAAGAAAAUUAAUGAUCAAUAAUCAUAAGAGAAUCAUAUGUGUUUAUUUAUUUAUAUAUAUAAGUAUUUAUUAUUACUUUUCCGCUAGUAUUCGAUUCGGACAACCAUGAUGUUACCCGUCGUGGGGUGGGGUGGGGUGUGCUUUGCUUUAUUUAAUUGGUUCGCAUGUAAUUAUACAUUUAUAUAUGUGUGCGCGCGCGUACGAUUCAAAAAUAAUCUAAGGUCUCAUUUAUAUAAAUUAGAGAAGAAGCUAAGUAAGACUUUAUUGAGAAAACGAACCCUAUCAUUUGUAAGCUUGUGGCGUCUACGCAAUGUUGAUUGAUCGGAACUAUCGACACAUGGCGGACAUUUCGGAGUUUCGGCGGUGGUUGCCUACCCCACGAUGAUUGGCCGUGGGGAUUGGAUCGUUAAUUAUUUAUUUUAUUUAUUUAAUUAUUGGAAAAUCGAGUUUUGAUUGGAGUGGGAAGUGUGGAAGGUUCGUUAAUUGAUUGAAAUGAAACAAAGCCAAGUGUGGAGGGACCAAUAGGGUUAAAAUUGUCUUGUCUUGCUACUUGCCAAUAUUGUGUCGUACUAAUUUAUAUUUUUUCGUACUC